UUCAGGUUCAACCAUUUGUUGCUCCAGUGUAGUCCCAGCAAGAUCUUUCCGAACUAAAACUCCGGUGAGGCUCGGGCUGUGGUUUCGUAGCCUGAAACGGCAGGAUAACAGAAAUCGGAAUAAGCCGGAAGGAGACGCCUGGUGGCUGGAUGCGAAAGAGAUAGUGGCACGGUAGUUCUCGAUUUAUUAGAUUUUAGUAGUUGUGCUUUAAAAACAGUGCUUUCCGGUGCGAAUUAUCAGAAGUGGUGAUUAUUUUAUAGUCCAUUAUUGGCUUGAUAAGUGGUUCGGUGUGUCAUUCGAUGGUUUAUUGCAAGGCGAUAUCGUAAAAGGUGGACCAGGAACCGGUGGGACGGCGAGGAUUGCAACAGUUUAUAACCGAUAAGCUUUGCGUUUUCCAUUCAACCUACUGAAUAAUGUAUAUUUCCACCAAACAUUCAAACAAAAUGCCGCAAUUUUCGAUAGUUUGUAUCAGCCUGGUCAUCGUGACGAUUCUUGUGCAGAAUGCCAGCGGAAAACGAGGCUGUGCCGCAUUCGGUCACGCUUGCUACGGAGGUCACGGUAAGCGUUCCUCAUCAUCAUCGUUACCAGGGGAGAGUUUUGUGUACCCGGGUGGAAACGAGCGACUACAGCCAGCAGAUCUACCUUCGCUACCAUAUCUGAAAAUUGCCCUCCUGGAUCGGAGCAAGAGUGUAAAUGCCGCACCCGAACUGAGACCACUAACCGCGGUGGCCGAUGUCGGUGGCGGUAGAAGUGGGGAAAUUUUCGCAGUUAGAGAUCCGUUGGUGACUCCGGUGGAACAGAAUAGAUACGAUAAUGGGGUUCGAUUUGCGAUGAAUGCUUUCCUGAGACAGUUGUUGGAAGGAAACCGUGCCGCAGCAUUUCAGCGGCAGGAAUCGGAAGCCGAGACGGGCUCUCAGCUAAUAAACAACGAACAACAGUGAGCGUCGUCCUCCUAAUUUGUGGCUAGAUGAGGGUGAUCAGGACGGUGUCCUCUAUGCUAAAAAACUACGAAAACCGGCUAACAUCGUCCUCGGAUAUUGAGCGAAAAUGAGGUUGUUUGCUGUUGGUGAAACGAAACGGAAAUUUGUUUUAAUUUGAGCAGCGAGUUUUUAAUCCAUCUCAGUGAGUUUGUUCCAUUUUCCGAUUCGUUUGUUCUGAAACUUUGGAGCUCUAACUGAAAUAGUGAAAUUAUAAGGGGAAUCUACAGACUCGUGGUGACGAAAGAGGAAGCGAAAUACACAGUUUGUUAUCAAUAGAAUGAUAUGGGCAAAAGCCAAACCGAGUCCUGCUACAAAACGUACGCAAAUACAGAGAAAAUGAAAGAAAAACUAUGUCAAUAUGCAAAAGUUGUUGUUUACUUUAAAUAUAAAUUGUACCACAAAAAAUGCACAAAAAAAAAUAAAACUAAUAACAAAUAGUUGAAUGAAACUUGUAAGGCUGGAACAGU
Messenger RNA from Topomyia yanbarensis, 1447 nucleotides. RefSeq lists its product as uncharacterized. Gene Ontology annotation, biological process: neuropeptide signaling pathway. Gene Ontology annotation, molecular function: neuropeptide hormone activity. Lineage: Eukaryota; Metazoa; Arthropoda; Insecta; Diptera; Culicidae. The record is from RefSeq and is a predicted model, not a curated record. The coding region runs from base 414 to 941 and encodes 175 amino acids. The transcript is spliced from 5 exons.